UUAUAAGCUGUUCCAUUCUUCGCCCCCGCAGAGUGGAAUCGGAAGUUUGGAAGGCUUCGGCCAUUUUUGGGGUUGACAAUUAAAGUGAAUUAGAAAAAGGAGUAUAAUCGCAGGUUAAUUCCACAAGUUGCAAGAUUUUUUAACAAGGAAGUCAAGAAGAUAAAAUCUUAUUUCCCAUUCAGUGUGUCCAUAUUAUAAACUGUCAUCAUGUCGAACAUGCCACCAUUGCGUCGUACUUUAAAAAAUGUGGUUAAAAACUAUUCAGAGGCACAAGUCAAAGUUAGGGAAGCCACAUCUAAUGAUCCAUGGGGACCUUCUAGUACUUUAAUGGGAGAAAUUGCUGAUUUGACCUAUAAUGUGGUGGCGUUCACAGAAAUAAUGCAAAUGAUCUGGAAGAGACUAAAUGACCACGGUAAAAACUGGCGGCAUGUGUACAAGUCCUUGGUAGUCUUAGACUACAUCAUAAAAACUGGAAGUGAAAAAGUGGCCCAGCAGUGUAAAGAAAACAUCUAUGCCAUUCAGACUUUGAGGGAUUUUCAACAUCGAGAGGACAACAAAGAUCAGGGAAUGAAUGUGAGAGAGAAAGCCAAACAAUUGGUCGCAUUGUUGAAGGAUGAUGAACGAUUGCGCAAUGAAAGAGCAAAAGCAUUGAAGGCCAAAGAAAGAUUUGCACAGAAUGCAAUGGGAAUAGGAAGCAAUGACAAGGUUCGUUAUGGAGCGGGCAGCCCCAGUUUACAGACUAGCUCUGGAGGGUACUCAGAUCCAUAUGGUGGUGCUGGAACUACAACUAAUGGUGGUGAUUCACCAACAAGAGUGCGUAGGCAUUCUAAAGAUGUCGAGUACGCUCGGCCAUCGUCCGUAGGUGAGGAGGAAAUUCAGCUGCAGUUGGCUUUAGCCAUGAGUAAAGAGGAACAUGAAGAAUCAGUGAAGAAACAGAAAUCAGAUGACAUCAAGCUUCAGUUGGCCAUAGAAGAAAGCAGGAAACAGGCUGAGGACGAGGAGAGAAGAAAAGUGGCCAAAGCUCCAUCUGGUGGAUUAUUGGACUUGGAUUCACCUAGGUCCAAGCAGUCAGACCCUUGGGGAGCCCCACAGCCAACUGCAGCUCCCACAGACCCAUGGGGUGCCCCUCUCCCAGCACCACCAGGGCAGAAGCACCACCACCAAGCUCCUGCCCCUGUGGUGUCUCCCCCUACCUCAGAUCCCUGGGGAUCACCAGCUAAACCAGUGGUCUCCACACAGAGUGAUCCAUGGGGAAUGCCGAUGCCUUCAAAUCAAAGUCCCCCUCCGACAAACCCAGCUCCGGCAGCUGUUGAUCCCUGGGGUGCCCCUGUUCCUUCAUCGGGGACCUCAGGCGGUUCUCCAUGGGGAGGGUCCCCUGUCCCUGCUCAGCAGUCCCCCUUUGGUGGAUUUGAUACAGGGGCCAGUUCUAUGACAAACGGUGGCAGUAAGGAUCCAGUAGAGGACGACUUUGAUUUGUUAAGUUCUCGCAGCCAUGCAGAAUCUCCAGCUAAGGCCCCAGUCACAGACAACUUUGAUCUGCUUGGAAACACCAGUUCAGCAGAUCCGUGGAGUAUGGGUAACAUGGAACAAAGUCUACCCACAGAACAACAGCAACAACAAAAACACAGAAAAACACCACAGGAUUUCCUAGGAGAAAAUGCUAAUUUAGUGAACUUAGAUCAACUUGUAACUAAAGAUGAAUCAGCAGAAAAAAAUCCAUUUGCCAGUGGAGGAUCAAAUCCUUUUGAACUUCAACAACAACAACAGAAUCCCCAAAGAAUGACAUUAAAUCAGCUGCAAUCCUCGGCCUACAGUACAGGGUUCAGUCAGCCCAGCUCCAGUGGACUUUUACCCCAGCCCCUGCUCCCCAUGGCGGGAAUGUCCCAGCAACCCCAACAGGGAUACAACCCAUUCUUAUGAGAGAAAGAGUGAGACU
Messenger RNA from Saccostrea cuccullata (small rock oyster), 1936 nucleotides. RefSeq names its product epsin-2-like. Gene Ontology annotation, molecular function: clathrin binding; phospholipid binding. The coding region runs from base 208 to 1920 and encodes 570 amino acids. The record is from RefSeq and is a predicted model, not a curated record. Gene Ontology annotation, biological process: endocytosis. Gene Ontology annotation, cellular component: plasma membrane; endosome; clathrin vesicle coat. The transcript is spliced from 9 exons. NCBI's taxonomy places the organism in Eukaryota, Metazoa, Mollusca, Bivalvia, Ostreida, Ostreidae.